This is a messenger RNA of Dermatophagoides pteronyssinus (European house dust mite), 1414 nucleotides long. RefSeq names its product protein AAR2 homolog. The record is from RefSeq and is a predicted model, not a curated record. Gene Ontology annotation, biological process: spliceosomal tri-snRNP complex assembly. NCBI's taxonomy places the organism in Eukaryota, Metazoa, Arthropoda, Arachnida, Sarcoptiformes, Pyroglyphidae.
CAAUUUAUACGCGAUAUUUAUCAUCAACAUGAUCUUCUCAUGAAGAUUUCUUGUCAAAAUUUUGAAAAAUCAUCAACAACAACGAAAUAAAAUGGACGAAAUAAAAAUUCCAUCGGAUAAUAAUUUUGAUCAAAAAACAGCCCGUUUACUUGUCGAAAAUUAUGCAACAUUAAUUGUUGAUCAAUUUCCUGAAGGAUCUGAAUUUGGUAUCGAUCUUUUUAUUAAUUAUACGGGGAAAAAUUUUCUUGGUUUAAAAAUGAUACCACCGGGUUUACAUUUCGUACAUUUUAGUUUGGUUAAUAAUCAAACCCGGUCGGUUGCACCAAGAAUUGGUUUCUUUCAUUAUUUUCAAUCGAAAGAAUUUUAUUCUGUUCGCUGGAAUUCACAACAAGAAGAUAUUGAUUUUAAUGUACAUUCAGAUGAACAACGAAAAAGAUUUCAUGAAAAUUUCAAUCAAGGUUACCUUGAUAAUCAACUUGGUGCAUAUCAAUUUGAUUCAUAUCAAACAUGGGUUACAUUAACUGAUUUUAUUACUGAAUCAUUAUUUUUGAAAAUGAAUCCUGAAUGUGGUAAAAUUUAUUCAGCUUCAAAUUUAGUUUAUAAAACUUUGAAUACCACUGCCACUACCACCGAUACUGCUAAUUCUGAAUCGAUUGAAUCAAAAAAUCAUCGUCAUUGUCCGGUUGAUCAUCAAGGUUUGCCGGAUAUGAUUAUAUCACCGGAAUGUGCCAUCAGAUUUCCAUCUGCACCAUUACCGAAACAUUUCCUUUAUCCGGAAGGAUCUAGACCAACGGAAAUUACCGAACAUUCAUUAGAUUCAUCAUAUACAUUGGAAUUUCUUAUCCGUGAAAAACAUCAAACAAAUCAAUUUGAUUUAUUUGGUGAAUUACAAUUUGCAUUCAUCGUAUUUCUUUUUGGUCAUCAAUAUGAAUCAUUUGAACAUUGGGAACAAUUAAUUCGUGUAAUAUGUUCAUGUCGAAAAGCAUUGAUUGAAAAAUUGGAAUUUUUUCUUACAUUCAUUCGAGUAUUAUAUUUUGAAUUGAAACAAAUUGAUCAACAAAUAUUUGCCGAUAUUGUUACUAAUGAAAAUCGUAUUUAUUAUUCAUUGCAAACAUUUUUCCUUAAUAUUCAUUCAAUGAAAAAUAUGAUACAACCGAAUCUUUUGGAAAGAGUGGAAAAUUUUCGAAAAUUUCUUUCCAAAACAUUGCGUUGGAAUUUUGGUAAACAAAACAACAAUCAAGAAGACCUGCAGGAUGAUGAUGAUGAAAAUAUUCCUGAAGAUGAAAAACCAGUCGUUGUUUUGAUGUAGGAGAAAAUUUUCCAAAAUGGAAGAAAAAAAUUGAAGAAAAUUGAAAAAACUGAAAACCAAACAAAAGAAAAGAAAACGAGAGAGAAACUGUUUCUGGAGAAACAA